CUGCUGGUAUGAUGCUUCGAAUUUUGAAAGCAAUUGGAACCACGACUCGAAUCGACUGGGCCCAAAUCACGCGGAGCAGAGUCCUCAUUUGCUGAAUCGAGUGAGUGAAUGUGAAGGGUGAGGUUCUUUCGCGGAUGCCACAUGAGCCGAAUACGAGUAUCAUACAGGAAACUCAAGCGAUGGCCUGAUUGGCUUUUAGUUAAAUUUUGCCGACUCAACCAACCAAGCAAGAAACCCAGUCAACGACCCCACUAUGAAUGCUGGACUAUAACCCCACCACCACCACGCCUCAGCAACCAUAAUUUUUUUUGCACUGCGGAGGUUCCUCCUCAAAGUCUACUUAUUAAUACCUUCAACACUGGAUAAUUAGCGAAAGAUAGCUACGCGAUGCCUACAGAACUUGUAGGCAUUCCAUUUCCCCGGCGGCCGUGACAUCCCCAGCUAACAGAACUGCAGGAAGAACUGGUGGGCUUCCUGGGAUCUCCACGGCCCGAGGUUCGACAGAUAGCAUUGGAGCACCUAGUGGGCUACAGUCAAGGUCCGCAAAACUCAAUAUUCAAACCGGAGGGCUUGAAGCCCAUCAAGAACCUGAAAGUUCUGGUGAACGAUAUAGCCGUAUAUCCUCUUCUUCCUGCCCCCCCCCCCACACACCCGGCACUAACGGAAAGACAAGCCCCGCGCAAAAAAUGCCCUCAAAAUCCUUAUAAACCUCUCCUCCGACCCCCCAAUCCUAGCAUCCCUAGCGGCAGACACGCCUUUCCUAGAAACCCUGCUUACGCAGAUCACCAAUCUUUCCAACCCAAAUGCGGACCUGGUCUCCAUGCUCUUAGCCAAUCUUGCCAAGUCCGAUUCCGUCCAGUCCCUCAUAGCGCUCACACGUCCGCUCCCGGCGAAGGAGGUCAGCACGAGCGAUAAUGCUAUGGAUCAACUCUUAGAUUUGUUCGUUAGGGGCGCGGAUAAGAAGCUGAACGAGGAGGCAUGUUUUGACUUUUUGAGCUACUUCUUCGCGGACGUUAGUCGCUUGGUGAAGGGACGGGAGUACUUUGUUGGGAGGAGGGGGUAUGAUGGGGUUGUUCCCAUUUCGAAGGUUAUUGUGUUCACCGAGUGUGGAAGUUUGGUGAGGAGGAAGGGGGUUGCUAGUGCUAUUAAGUGGGGUUUUCUUUUUUUUCCCUGCCCGGCGGGGUUCGUGCGCGUGGGAUGGAGGGGGGCUAACAAUGACGGUGGCGAUGCGGUAGGAAUUCAUGUUUCGACAUACCGUCGCACAGAACUUUCCUUGCAGAGGACGGGAUUAACCUGCUCCCGUAUAUUCUGCUACCGAUUAUGGGACCGGAGGAGUAUCCUGAAGAUGUACCUACACCACCCUCGUUACCGCCUCCCACCCCUGGAAUCUGCUGAUGGGUGAUAGGAAAUGCUCGAAAUGCCGCCCGAAGUCCAACUCCUACCUCCCGACAAGGAGCGCGAGUCGGAUAAGGAUAUCAUCGUCACGCACCUGGAAACUAUACUCCUACUCACCACCACACGCGAGGCCAGGGAGUACCUGCGCAGGGUGAAUGUUUAUUGCAUUAUCAGGGAGGUGCACAAACUUGUUGAGGACGAGAGCGUUGAGGAAGCGUGUGAUAGGAUAGUGCAGGUGCUUAUGAGGGAUGAGGAGCCGGAGGAGAAGAUUAAGGAGUCGGAAGGGGAAGAGGAUAGAGAUGAUGACGCUAUUGUUGAGAUUUUAUAGAAAUUGCUAUUUGGGAGGGGAAAAAGGUGUAGAUAAAAGUUAUGGUUUUACAGUCACAUGGGAGUUUUUUUUUUUUUGUUGGGGGAGGGGGCUGUAGGGAUUACAUGUUAAUAUGACUUUUAUUUUGCGAUAUAUGAUGGAUAAAUUAUGCUCUAUAGGUAUAUUGUGAGCCUUGAUAUUACCGGUAGUUAUUUUUUGAUACCCCAUACACUACGAGUCAUAUUUCAUGACUCUACAUUAAAACUGCAAGGCUAUUCAUUCCAUUCAACCUUCUUUCGAUAACGCCUCGCGGCAGUUGUGGAACCACUUUGUAUACUUAUCCUCCACACUCCCAUCUCUGCAAGAAACAAGGUCAAUCAGUUUUACAGCCUCCCCUUGAAACCUUCUUUGCGCCUCGACCUGUGUGUGGCUUCCCGGAUUAGCCUAUCCCCCAUCCGAGCAUGAAAAAGGGAAACAAAACUCACGGCUUCCCCAACCUCAUCCUCAUAAAAUCCCAUGCCAACAUCAUCCACAGCCUCACUAACCCCCUUAGCCUUCUCAACAACCUCCUCGAGUACCCCCUCCGCGACCACCCCUUCACCAGCCAACCUCCUCUUCCUUAUAGCCCCUAGCAAGAUCUCCAAAAGCCUAACCUUUUUCAAGGCAACCUCAACCAAACCUCUAACCACAACCACAUCCUCCCUCCUCCCCCCCACUGCAAUCGGCCUCUCCCAGAACUCCAGCGUGCUAUCCUCCCUCGCGGUAUCAUCGACGAACCCUUCAUCCUCACCUUCACAAACUUCCACAACCCAAACCCGUAACUCCCCCGCAGCAUCUGAAAUAAGUGCUUCGUAACUCUGCACCAAUUCCGCUACGAUACCAUACGUCCCCAGUGCCUCUAGCGCGAUCAGCGCAUCGCAGGAUGACCAGAUCGCGCCGGUGCCGGAGAGUCGGUCCCUGUUUGCUUCGCCAUCGCUGAAGGAGUGGGCUAUCGAGGUGAAGAGGUCCUCAACCCUUUGAAUAAUGCAGCGGCGUAGGGAUGAGAUUUCGGGUAGGGCUUGGAUUGCUGGGAGGUAUUGUGGGAUUAAGUUGGUGAUUUCUUGUAUGCUUUUUGAGGCUGCGGGGUAUAGUAGGUUUGGGGGACGGAGGGCGAUGGAGAGGUUCGUGCUGUGCGCGCGGAGGAGUGUUGAAAGGUCUUUUAGGAGGGGGUAGGGUGCUAUUGUUGGAGCAGUGGUGGUACUGGAAGGAGGAGGGGGAACUGGGACGUAGAGGAGGGGGCGAGUUUGGCUAAUUAGAGAUUUUAGGGUGAUGAUUUCUGAGGCGAGGGGUUUUAAAGCCAUUAUUAUUUUUGUGUUGCUGUGGUGGCGGGUUUAUAAGGUGGUGAAGCCUUUCUUGGUGGGGGUGAAUU
Messenger RNA from Tuber aestivum (summer truffle), 3110 nucleotides. The record is from the annotation of a GenBank genome assembly. Lineage: Eukaryota; Fungi; Ascomycota; Pezizomycetes; Pezizales; Tuberaceae.